Messenger RNA from Arabis nemorensis, 951 nucleotides. The record is from the annotation of a GenBank genome assembly. NCBI's taxonomy places the organism in Eukaryota, Viridiplantae, Streptophyta, Magnoliopsida, Brassicales, Brassicaceae.
AUGAUCCUGCACGACUCUGUUUUCAUAAUAGAGUUCAUUCUGAGACUUGGCUACAUGGUAUCAAGACCUGAUCAACUAUUACGGGAUCCUCUCAUGGACGAGCCUUGUCUUAUGAACACAGUCAAGGAUGAUCUUUUCACCUUACUCGAGAACCAACUUCCUUACUUUAUCCUCGAGAAGCUCUUUGGUCUACUCCUCCCAACAAUCCCCCCAUACAAGAGUCUCCGCCAAAUGAUAAUCAGCCUCUUUGGCUUCACUGAUAAGAUCAGUAACAAUUCAACGUUCAAACAUUUCACUGAUUUGAUCAGGUGUGUCCGCGUAGAAACACUUCCAGAUUUUGCUCCAGGGACAUGGAUAGGGCACAUAAAACAUAUGUAUAACAUGGAAAAACUAAAUAGUGGAGGAGUGAAAUUCGAGGCCGUAGAAAAUGACUUCUCGUUGUGUGUGAGGUUCGACAACGGUUGUUUGAAGAUACCUUGUCUCACGGUUUAUGACGAACUUGAGAUGACACUCAGAAACAUAAUGGCUCUUGAGCAAUGCCAUUACCCUAAGAGCGCCCAUGUCUGUAACUACGUUAUCUUCCUGGAUCACCUCAUCGAUACUGAUAAAGACGUCAACUUGCUUGUUGAAAAAGGGAUAAUACAGAAUCAUAUUGGGGAACACCGGUUGGUGGCAGAGAUGGUGAACAAGCUCUGUUUGGGCAUCCGCUUUUGUGGUUCUUACUAUUCUGAUAUAGCGGCUGCUGUCAACAAUUACUAUAGAGACCCAUUCAAUAGGUCACACGCCGUCCUCAAGAGCGUGUAUUUCGGUAACCUAUGGACAGGGACGGGUACCGUGGCUGCCAUGUUAUUGUUGCUCAUGACUCUCAUCCAGACCGUGGCUUCGAUCAUUCAGAAGGAAGAGAAUCUUGUAUUAGCAAAUGAAUUUCUCACCACGAAUCAGGUGAAGUGA